UUUUUUUUCUUUAAAAGGAACCACAUCCAACCCUAAUUGGCAUUCCCACUAUAAAUCUCAGGUCAUCGCUUACAUUUAUCCAAACACAACCCAGAGACGCAAAGAGAGAGAAAUACAGAGAAGCUUUGAUCGAGUCCAAAGGUACACGAACUAAACAAAGAUGGGAAGAGCACCUUGUUGUGACAAAGCAAACGUGAAGAAGGGGCCAUGGGCUCCCGAAGAAGAUGCUAAGCUCAAAGAUUAUAUUGAAAAAUAUGGUACUGGUGGCAACUGGAUCGCUCUUCCACAAAAGAUUGGCAUAAAAAGGUGUGGAAAAAGUUGCAGACUCAGGUGGUUGAAUUACCUUCGACCUAAUAUCAAGCACGGAGGAUUCUCUGAAGAAGAAGACAACACCAUCUGCAGCCUCUAUAUUAGUAUUGGCAGCAGGUGGUCUAUAAUUGCUGCUCAAUUGCCUGGAAGAACUGAUAAUGAUAUCAAGAACUAUUGGAAUACAAGAUUGAAGAAGAAAUUGCUUGGAAGACGCAAGCAGUCUCAUGGUAAUAAGCUCGAUGGUUCAACUCAAGACUCCAAAAAUGGGAACGAAAUGGAAAGUCUAAGCAAUUCCGCCAUUGAAAGGCUCCAACUUCACAUGCAACUCCAAAACCUUGAAAACCCUAAUCACUCUCCUAAUCUGGCGAUGUGGCCUUUCAAGUUGAACCCAAUCCAAGAAAAGAUGAUGCAUCGUCUCCAACUUCUAAGUGAAUCAUCAAACCCUCUAAUGAUGCAAUAUGCUUUACCUGAUGCACAUCAAAAGGCUGAACUUUUUCGACCAUAUAAUAACAUGUAUUCCCUACCAAAUAAUAUGUUGAUGAACCAAAUGGAGAAUUCCAUCGAUAGAGUUAAUGUUCCCGAAUCAUCAUCACAAGUACCGGAAUCAAUUGGUAUGAAACAGCCAGGCAUGGAAUUCCAGCAGUUUUGGGCACUACAAGCUGAAAUCGAUGAGUUCUUGAACAACAAAGGAGCUAAUCCGAUACAACUAGAUCAAGCACAGGCAAAUGAAUUUGACUAUUUCAAGGAAAUGGAUGGUUCCAAGGACAUGAUGACUUGGUGGUCGAAUGAGUUCGAUGCGAAUUCAGCUUCCUCAAACUCGUGGGAUUCAAAUGGCGUCCUUGAUCACCAGCAACAAGGAUACGAACAGAGCGCACUGAAAAAUUAAAAAUGAGGUACGAGGUAUUGGUGUUAGCUAAGGUUUAUUCAGAUUUAAUUAUCAUGAUAAAGUGGAGGCGAUGGAGGAGAACUGAGUCUAAACGAUGUAAAUUUGUGUAAUAAUGUUGUCUUUCUAGUUGUUCUAUCAAUGUAUACAUUCACAAAAGCAGUUCUCUUAUGUUGUUAUACAAAAUUUCGAUAUAAUGUUUAUGGGCAUACGAUACGAUUAGUGGUGUUGGUUAACAAGAAACAAACGGAUAUCAUAUUCCUUUG
Messenger RNA from Lactuca saligna, 1458 nucleotides. The record is from the annotation of a GenBank genome assembly. NCBI's taxonomy places the organism in Eukaryota, Viridiplantae, Streptophyta, Magnoliopsida, Asterales, Asteraceae.